This is a messenger RNA of Lachancea lanzarotensis, 2499 nucleotides long. RefSeq names its product LALA0S01e16622g1_1. Lineage: Eukaryota; Fungi; Ascomycota; Saccharomycetes; Saccharomycetales; Saccharomycetaceae. The transcript has a single exon. The coding region runs from base 1 to 2499 and encodes 832 amino acids. The record is from RefSeq and is a predicted model, not a curated record. Gene Ontology annotation, biological process: fungal-type cell wall organization.
AUGAGUUCAAGCGGACAAAAUGGUGGCCCGCUCGAGACACUUGAAGAGGAGGCAACAGCUUUGAGUAAAAUGGGAUCGCCAAGAGCCAUUGGCUCACACCAACACCAACCACAACAGCAACCGCAACAACAGGGACCAAAAUCGCGGAGUAAGAAAACGGUGUAUCCAGAACCUUCAUUCGCGAUGGGUAGUGGUAACGGUGCUGUAAAUAGCAAGACUAUUGGAUUGGGUAUAUCUCGAAGGCCUAGUGAUAAUGUGUUGAUGAGUUUGGCUCAAGAACAGCAGGAACAACAGGAACAGCAACAACAACAACAACAAAAACAAAAACAAAAACAACAACAGCAGCAGCAACAACAACAAGCAAUGUCUCCACCACCGUCACGCAAAAAACUGAUUUCAAACCACGAACGCCCGUUGUCAAAUGACUCUAUUGUAACGCAGAACUCGAAUUUAUUCUCUUCUAAUGCAAGCUCUACAGCUUGGUCAUCUAACGAUAGCUCCAGAGGGUCCUCCAUUAUUGGCGAACUUUCGGUCGAAAACGUCAAACGGAUCAGCGAAGAAGUGUCCUUCACAGAAACCGAUGGGGAGUCCACCAUCGACCUGACUUCAACUGGAGGCUCCGAAUAUUCAGCAUCCACCCAGCAAAAUCUCCCACAAACUCGCCAGUCACAAGCUCAAAACCAAACGCCACCGAAGAAUAGGUAUGUCUUUACCAAUGCCUCUAUGGCUCGAACUCAGGCUUCUUUCUCUUCUAGCCAUCCAUCUCCUCUAAAAAACGACUUCAGCCGAAAUUCCGUUCCCAAUAAGCUGUAUUCGAAAUCCACAUCUGCUUUGGCCCAACAUCAGCAAAAGUCCACACACGGCAAUCAACAGUCGGCUUUGACACCAUCGCAGAGAUAUCGUCUGCGCAAGGAGCAAAACAAAACAGCGUUGCAGAAUUCCAUCAAACAAAAGGAGAAAUAUUAUGACGAGCAAGAAACUUUACCUUCAAGUCCUUAUGCAAACGACACAGAUGUUGGUGCUGAUUUCAUUUGGAAUAUUCCCGUUGCAUCCAAUAGUACCAAUUCCUUUUUGAUGUCAUUGCCACAUCCGCCUAUGAAGAAGGGUCGUUCCAAACGUUCGCUGGGGUUCUCUCGUUCAUCAUCGCAAACCUCAGGACUUUCUGACUCAUCUGGACAGUAUCUUGAUUACAACGAAAUGCCACCACUACCGAUUCAAGGACUCGACGAUAGAUCAGACUUCCAAGGCUUUCAGCAAACGUCCGAAGCUCUUUCAUCCAUUUAUCAACAUUCUUCCAAUAAACUGAUGCAAAGUAGACUUUGGGAGCGCACAAACUCAAUGGAAACACUUCCGAUGCAGUUUAAAGUGGCAAGUGACGAAGGGAUGGAGGAUCUCCAGCUGGUUUCUGAAGACAAAGUACAACUCUGUAGUCCAUCUCGGCCGACAUGGUUGCCUCCAAAAGGUGAAGUGGAGCGUAGGAGUCAUGAAGAAAAAAUUAACAAGACAAUGAGUAUGGCUUCUCUUGACCAAUUGGACCGAAGUCGUGGACGCGAGGAAGCGCUUAUACGUGAUGAAACCAAUCGACAGAAAACUAUUCUUCUCAUCGACCGGGGACUCACGAGACAAUCGUCGUUGUAUGACCUGAAAAAAAUAAUAUGGGAGACGCCGUUAUCGUCCGACACUCGUGCGGAGGUUUAUAACGUAUUACUCCAGAGCGAAGAACGGAUGAUCAGCGAGCUGUAUAUUGAACCGUUCGACAAGGUUUUAGAUAUCGUGCAACACAUGCAUUUUCCAAGAGGCAAGCAACUUGAGAUAGAAAAACUGCUUGAUACAAUACCAGCACCUGGACGCUUACCGCGUUUUGAAGAAGUUGUUCUUCUCUUGAAGAUGAAGUCCAUUUCAAGCCGGGGCCUACUCCCGGGCGAUCAAUUACUAUUCUUUCACCUGCUGCAUGAAAACGCGGGGCUCGAUCUGAAGAAAGUUUGGGAACUAGUCAAUUUAAUACAAAUGACUUGUUUCAACGACGUUACCACCUCAAAGCUGGACGUACGUACCGUGAGCACUCGUGGUGUCAUUGCCAGCUACAUCGCGAAUAGUGCGGACUUUAAAAACGAGUUCAACUCCGAGUGCCUCAACAUUACAACUUGGUGGAAUAUUUUGCUGCGUAUGGAACAUGACUUAUUUAUGUGGUGCUUGGAUAUCAUUAUUGUUCACAACAGUCAAUGUUAUAAAAAUCGACCUGUGGUGCGACAAAAAGUUGCAGACAAGACUUGGGAUGUUUACAAAGCUCAACACGUUGUUGUGAAUUACAAAAUUCUCGCAUCUCUUAUGCUGAACGUGCUUCUGAACUACCAUUUUGGAUUUAAUGACCUGCGGUCGCUAGGUGAGAUGACAGACAAGGAAUACCGGAUCCCAUCCAUCGCACAGGAAUCGAUUGAUAGUGGACUGGAUUACGAGAUGUUCAUUAAAAAGUGGCGUCAUUACAACAAGAAAUUUUAG